AUGCCCCAAGAAAGAAGGGACAGAAGAUGGAAAGAAAACAUCAAGAAGUACCAGGCCAUCCUACGCGACCAGGGCGACUUCAAAUUUGUGCCGAUUGCGAUCGAGGCCGGCUCGGGCGCCUGGGGCUCGAAGUUCCGGAAGUUCUUUAGCAGCGACCUUAUGUCCACGACGGACCCACAAACACCACCACACGUGCGCACUUUUACCUCCAUGCACAGCAGCACGUACUGGCGGCAAGUGUUGUCCAUCGCGAGAUGCAAGGCUGAGUGCUACGCGAACCUCCGGUGCAUCGGCCAGAUGCCUCACGACAAGCGGGGCAAAAACCAGCCGGGCUCGGUCCGGGCGGGAGACACACACACUCCCCGCCAGAGCACCCAGACGGUGCAGCGGGCGCGCGCUCAAGCCCAGCGCAACCACCAACAGGGCAAGCGCACCCGCAAGCGCAAGCGUCCGCAGACCACACCCCCCGGCCACAGCGGCCAGCGCAGCAAUGACAGCAACAACGGCACUGCUGCCACCGCCGCUGCCACCGCCACCACCGACAACGAUGAGGGACAGCCACGCAGCGCCCCAGUGACCUCACGAAGCCCCGGUGGCCCGGCCGCAACAGAGCCCCCUGCAACUGUCUAAGCGACAGUCGCAGCACUACACAUGAGCCUCGCACCGAGGCACUUGGUUUCUAUCUAUCUAUCUGUUGAUUCACUUUUCUUUCUGUCUAUGAGGCGCGUGCUCUCACACACAUUCACCCAUACGCACCGCUGCCCUUUGUUUUGCCGCAAUUGCCUUCCCCA
Molecule: messenger RNA, 791 nt
Organism: Salpingoeca rosetta
Lineage: Eukaryota; Choanoflagellata; Craspedida; Salpingoecidae
Exons: 2
Coding region: 1-630 (209 amino acids)
Source: RefSeq, a predicted model, not a curated record